CGCACGCGCAGCAGCAUGCGGUUGUAGUAAAGCAGGAAGACGAUAUUGAUCAAUCAUUUAUGAAGUAUAGAAAUAUCGGACAGGAAGAAGAUGAGUCUCCGUGAUGCUGCCGUCGGUGAGUCCACACUUGACCGGCUCUCUUGGCUCCUCUGAAGCCGCUUCCGGAGUGCCGAGCACGGCUUGCCUGCCCGCGGUCCUCCGCUCUUUGUCGGCGGCUUCGACAUCUGGGCGGCGCUCGGCCGGUUCUCUCCCGAACAUUGGCUCCUUAGUUCCCCGCAAUUAUCCUGCCUUGGCUUUUUCUGGAAACGUUCUCGCGGACUGAGGCGUCUUUUGUUGCGAGACAAAAGCUGGCCACGUCACAAUUAUCGCGUUCAUCGGCAUCGAUUUGAGAUCACCUGCUGAGUGCGGCAUGUCGUCCAUCUGGUGCCGGCCCCGGGUCUGACGGGACUUCCCGGCCGGGCCUUUGUUCCCGCUUCCGUCUCGAUUCUGAUCCUGGUCCGGCUGCCUGGGAGGAGCCAUGCCGGAGUGUGUGUCCGUGUCCGAGUUCGUGGAGGAGGUUCUGGAGGACUGGAGCUCGCCCACCACCUCCUCGUUCACGUCCAAGAUGGGCGGAUGCAGGAACACCGUCUCCCUGCUGGAGGAGGCCCUGGACAGCGACCGCUUUUUGUUGCAGAAGAUGAAAAAAGCAGCUAAAGCCAAAUACACAUCAGGACAAGAACACGUGUCCCACCUGGAGCAGUACAUCCUGUCCAUGGAGAAGCUGUCAAUCAACUGUCACUCCAACGGCGAGUCUGAGGUUGGCUCCGCCUUCUGCCGUCUGGCCGACUUCUCCAAGGAGCUGGUCUCGCCUCUGAAGAACCUGUUGAAGAGCAUGCUGCACAACAUCAACUUCUUCCUGGACUCUCUGGUCAAAGGCGACCUGCGGGAGGUCAAGGGGGAUCUGAAGAAGCCUUUCGACAGAGCCUGGCGAGACUACGACAGCAGAUUCAAGCAGGUGGAGAAGGAGAAGCGUGAGCUGGCUCGUCAGUACGGCAUGGUGAGGAGCGAGGUGAGCGGCGGUGAGAUCGCUGAGGAUCUGGAGAAAGAGAGACGCUGCUUUCAACUGAACAUGUGUGAGUAUCUGAUCAAAGUCAACGAGAUCAAGACCAAGCGAGGAGUGGACCUUCUGCAGAACCUCAUCAAACACUUCCACAGUCACAACAAUUUCCUGCAGGAGUGUGUUUCCACCACUCACAGGCUGAAACAGUACAUGGACGAGCUCAAUGGCGUGCUGACCUCGGUGAAGCAGCGUCAGGAAGAGGAAAAACGUCAACUGGUGUCACUCAGAGAUCAACUGAGGCCUGUUGUAAACACUGAUCAGGAUUGUGUAGCUAAGCAAGUGUACAACAUGCAUCAGCUGCUUGGAGAUAAACAGGAUGGAACAGAGAAGAGUGGCUUCCUGUACAAGAAGAGUGAUGGCUUGAGGAAAAUGUGGCAGAAGAGGAAAUGUUCAGUUGAAAACUGUUACCUGACCAUCGCACACGCUACGCCAAACAAACCUCCCACCAGACUCAACUUGCUCACCUGUCAGGUCAAACCCAGCAUGGAGGACAAGAAAUGCUUUGACCUCAUCUCUACAGAUAAUCGCACCUACCACUUCCUGGCGGAGGAUGAAGUCCAGUGUGUGGCCUGGAUUUCGGUGCUUAGCAACAGCAAACAGGAAGCCCUGACGGUGGCGCUGGACGGAGGCAAGAAAGAAGGUCCAGAGAGCAGCAUGGAGGAUCUGACCCGCUCCAUCACUGAAGACGUCAGACGCAUGCCUGGCAACAGCAGCUGCUGCGACUGUGGGGCGCCAGACCCUGGAUGGGUGUCGACUAACUUGGGCAUCUUGACCUGCAUCGAGUGUUCGGGGGUCCACAGAGAGAUGGGCGUCCACGUCUCUAGGAUUCAGUCUCUCAGUCUGGACAGUCUGGGCACCUCCGACCUGCUGUUGGCCAGAAACGUUGGGAACUCCGGUUUCAACGAAAUACUGGAGGCAAACCUGCUGAGUCCAUCAAUGAAGCCCUCGCAACACAGCCACAUGACGGAGCGUAAAGACUUCAUUCAGUCUAAGUACCAGGAAGUUCACUUUGUGAGGCGGAGUCACAGCUCCUCCACGGCACUGACAAUCCUGCAAGAGGCGACCAAGUCCUGUGACAUCUACCGCCUGAUCCAAGUCUACGCCCAGCGCACUGAGCUCAGCCACCCCCUGCUGUCUCACAUACAAGAGAAGGGGGAGGCGGCCCUACACCUGGCCGUCCUAUUGGCUGACAGGACGUCUCUGCACAUCCUGGACUUCCUGGCCCAGAACUGCUCCAACGUGGACGUGCAGACGGUGGCAGGAAACACAGCUCUGCACUACAGUUGUCUGCACAACAAGAGUGACUGUGUUAAGCUGCUGCUGAGGGCCAGAGCCAACACACACAUCAAGAAUGAGUUAGGAGAGACAGCGCUGGAUGUGAGUCGUAGGUUGAAGUAUCACCACUGUGAGGCGCUGCUGCAACAGGCCCAGUCCAACCAGUUCGACCAUCACGUCCAUGUGGAGUACGAGUGGAGGCUCCGUCACGACGACGUCUACGACAGCGACGACGACUUCGAUGACAAGAACGGUCCAGUGAAGAAGGAGCGUUCCUCGUCCUCCUUCUCCUUCCCCUCACGCCCCUUCAUCUUGGGGCUCUCGUCCUCCACCCACCUCCCAUCAUGCAUUGCGUCACCAGCAGGCUCCGCCCCAGCGGCAAAAGGUGGCAGCGGCCUGCUGAGCGUGGGGCGCAGGCUGGCCAUGGCCAUGGAGCACCACACCCGACCCCCGCCCUCCGUAGCCAGCCCCCCUCCGCCUCCGCCCUCUUCCCCCGCACCCCCCCUCCCCCCGAGGGUCAAAGCUCCCACCGUUCCUCCGCCUCCUCCGCCGGGUCGGAGGGAGGGGCCCAGCGAGGAGGAGGAGGAGCCAGAGGAGGAGGUCUUCCUCCCCCUGACGGGAAACAGGAAGACGACCCCCCCGGUGGCAGCGCGACACCAGAGGAGCUCCUCCGAGUCCGGCAAGCACGAUUAUGGGAUGGCAGCCUUUGCCAGGGUCUACAGCGGUCCAGGUUCCUGCGUCGCAUCUUCUCCUCUCGGCUCGCUGACGGAAUGGACAGACACAGACUCUUGCUGUCCUGGAAGGUCCAAACAAGCUUUCCGGCGGGCGGAGAGCGACACAAGCUCCUCCCCUUUUGCACACCGCCCCAGGAGGACCUCCAGCGACAGAUCUCCAAGCAAUCAGCGCUCGCAGAGUUUUGAGAGCGCCCCCCUGCCCCUCCCCCGCAGGUCCUUGCCCCGACGGGCGGAGUCCGCUCCACGGGUCCAGGCUCUCUACGACUGCCAGGCGGACCACCACGACGAGCUGAGCUUCAGCGAGGGACAAGUCCUGGUGGUGGUGGGCCAGGAGGACCCGGACUGGUGGCACGGUUACAUGGAGGAGGACCCGCGCCAGAGAGGCUUGUUCCCGUCUUCCUUCGUGACGCCGCUCUGAUCCUGCAGAACCCAGCUGGCCACUGACCACGGCCUUCUCAGGAGAACCAAGUCCAGGUGCCAUGUUGUCAUAGCAACGACUGCAAGCCCUCCAUCACCAUGGAAACCUUCGGGGCAAGUGACCUUUCAUGAGGACUCUCAAAGACAGCUGCGUCCAAGAUUGACCUCUUCAAAAUAAAACAGUCCAGAUGUAGGUUUUAUUUUGAAGUUCACCUGAACAACUCUUUUUCUUUGGGUUUAUUGUGAAAAAUUGUACAUUGGUGCUAAUUGUCAUGGACACAAAGGAUGGAGGGAAACCAAAGCACACGUGCACGCUAACCUCAUCCUCCAGGACCUCGGUCCACGCCGAGGGAGGCGGAGCCUAACGGGGCGUGGUUGACUACUCCGGCAGCCUUUAAAGGCCCUGUUUACACGGCACACCACAUCUGUGACACAGACCGGGUUUUUGUUGCCAGUCUAAACGCUCCAAAGUCCUCAAAUCUGAUCCUUGGGCAUCAGAUUCAGACCACAUCAGGAAGUAGUCCUGAAUCUGAUCUUUUCAAAUCUGACUUCAGUCUAAACGCAACGUGACCUGAAUGUGACUUUUUUGUCAUCUUUGGUUGACUUACGUCACUCGUGUGCGCCUUAAAGUUACGUCACUCGUGUGCGCCUUAAAGUUACGUCACUCGUGUGCGCCUUAAAGUUGUGCAGACUUUCAUGUACUUUCACUUAAAAACACUCGUUUUUAAGGUGUGGUGACUUCUUUUAUUUUAUAGUCUUAGCAACUUCCUCUUGGACAACUUCCUUUGUUUUCACUUUAUCCACGUGCACAUGCAAGUGAUGUCAGGGCCACAUUGACGCCACGUUGGGGCCACAUUGGAGCCACAUUGGGGCCACAUUGAGGCCAAAUUGGGGCCACAUGGAGGCCACAUUGGGGCCACAUUGGAGCCCUUAUUGGGGCCACUUUGAAGCCACAUUGGGGCCCUUAUGGGGGCCGCUUUGGAGUCACAUUGAGGCCACAUUAGGGCCACAUUGAGGCCACAUUGGGUCCACAUUGAGGCCACAUUGGGGCCACAUUGGAGCCACAUUGGAGCCACAUUGGGGCCACAUUGAGGCCACAUUGGGGCCACAUUGAGGCCACAUCGGGGCCACAUGGAGGCCAAAUUGGGGCCACAUGGAGGCCACAUUUGGGCCACAUUUGGACAACAUUGGGGCCACAUUGUGGCCACAUUGACACCAUAUUGGGACCACAUUGAGGCCACAUUGGAGCCCUUAUUGGGGCCACUUUGAAGCCACAUUGGGGCCCUUAUAGGGGCCACUUUGGAGCCACAUUGAGGCUGCAUUGGGGCCACAUUGAGGCCACAUUGGGGCCACAUUGAGGCCACAUUGGGGCCACUUUGGGGCCCUUUUUGGGGCCACAUUGAGGCCACAUUAAAGCCACGUUGGGGCCACAUUGAGGCCACAUUGGAGCCACAUUGGGGCCACAUUGAGGCCAAAUUGGGGCCACAUUGGGGCCACAUUGGGGCCCUUUUUGGGGCCACAUUGGAGCCACAUUGAGGCCACAUUUGAGCCACAUUGGGGCCACAUUGAGGCCACAUUGGAGCCACAUUGGGGCCACAUCUGGGCCACAUUGGAGCCACAUUGAGGCCACAUUGGAGCCACAUUGGGGCCACAUUGAGGCCACAUUGAGGCCACAUUGAGGCCACAUUGAGGCGACAUUGGAGCCACAUUGGGGUCACAUUGAGGCCACAUCGGGGCCACAUUGGGGCCACAUUGAGGCCACAUUGGGGCCACUUUGAAGCCACAUUGGGGCCCUUUUUGGGGCCACAUUGAGGCCACAUUAAAGCCACAUUGGGGCCACAUUGGAGCCACAUUGGGGCCACAUUGAGGCCACAUUGGGGCCACAUUGAGGCCAAAUUGGGGCCACAUUGAGGCCACAUUGGGGCCACAUUGGGGCCCUUUUUGGGGCCACAUUGGAGCCACAUUGGAGCCACAUUGAGGCCACAUUGGAGCCACAUUGGGGCCACAUUGAGGCCACAUUGGGGCCACAUUGAGGCCAAAUUGGGGCCACAUUUGGACAACGUUGGGGCCACAUUGAGGCCACAUUGGAGCCCUUAUUGGGGCCACUUUGAAGCCACAUUGGGGCCCUUUUUGGGGCCACAUUGGAGCCGCUUUGGAGCCACAUUGAGGCCGCAUUGGGGCCACAUUGAGGCCACAUUGGGGCCACAUUGGGGCCACAUUGGAGCCACAUUGAGGCCACAUUGGAGCCACAUUGGGGCCACAUUGAGGCCACAUUGGGGCCACAUUGAGGCCACAUUGGAGCCACAUUGGGGUCACAAUGAGGCCACAUCGGGGCCACAUUGGGGCCACAUGAGUGUUUACACUGGAGUCUGAUAAAAUCACGUUUUACUUGCAGUGUAAACAUUCAGCGGGGAAAAAAUCUGAUUUCCAAAAAAUGCGAUUUGGGGACUUUGUCCUGCAGGUCAAGGUGGUCUAAAGGUCACAUGAUGACUUUGUCUUGCAGGUCAAGGUGGUCUAAAGGUCACAUGAUGCCUUUGUCCUGCAGGUCAAGGUGGUCUAAGGGUCACAUGACUUCCUGCCUUCGGCAACAAUGGCGGACAAGGUGACUCACCAAACGUGCUUGGUGAACUUUGUGAUGAUGCAAGAAUAAAAAAGUGAACAAUGAAAACCUGCGACCUUUGUUUACUCCUCUGAGAGUUACUUUGACAAAAUUAACUCUUUUUGGGAACUUUAUUUUCAUGGCUUAUUUCAACCCGAACUAAGAUAAAUAACUUGUUUUACCACAACAUUUAAAC
Molecule: messenger RNA, 6320 nt
Organism: Entelurus aequoreus (snake pipefish)
Lineage: Eukaryota; Metazoa; Chordata; Actinopteri; Syngnathiformes; Syngnathidae
Product: un-named sa1614
Exons: 28
Coding region: 518-3526 (1002 amino acids)
Biological process (GO): positive regulation of GTPase activity
Cellular component (GO): cytoplasm
Molecular function (GO): GTPase activator activity; protein binding
Source: RefSeq, a predicted model, not a curated record